UGCUAUGUAAAUAAUCAUUGAUUUUUCGAGAAUCAUCAGUGAAAAUUCACUCGUGAUCAGACCCAACUUCAGUCAUCCGAAAGUCGAUGACUUUCACAACAAAUUCGUAAAAGUUCGAGUGCUAAAUUUCAUUGUAGCUUAUGUAUAAGCGAUUUGCGAAAAAAAAACAAAAGCAAAAGCUCUUGUGCAUUAAAAACUGAGCUGUCUCACAUAUGCAAUGAAUUACUCGAGAAAGAAUUCCCGUGCUCUCGUACGCAACGGUGCAUGUUUUGUGACAGUCACAAGCAUACUCACACAGCGUCAGGUGUUGAUGGUAUAGUGGUGUUAGUCGCCCGUGGGACGACGCGUCGACAGUUGUGCUGUAUGUGGUACAAUAUAUAGCGCGUGCAAGACUACGGAAAGCACUCACGACGAUCGGUUGUAAGUUUGCGAAAUAAACCUAUGUAUUGGCUUAUUCUCACCCUGUCGUGAUCGUUGAAUAAUAAUGUAAACUUUCAAGCGAAAUAGUGAAAGUUGUAAAAGCAAUCGGAUGAACGAGCAUUGUUAACGGAAGUAUACCAUGGCAUUGUUGUACAGUACAAGUGCGAUAUAUUAUUGCGAGAAACUGUAAACGGGUGGAAGUAUAAUCUCGCGCGCGGGGGUGGCUGCGAAAGAGUGGCGAGGCUAACGAACUGUCGCGCGUACGAGAGGUUACAUAGUAGCGAAUACAUCGCCUGCAGCUGAGUGUGAAGCGUGACCGUCAGAGUACGCUUGGGAUUCUUCUUUCUUUUUCGUUGAUGUUUGUUGUUGCCCAAUGAAUAUUCUACUUUUCUCUCCCUGUGCUUGUGUAUUUUAUUGAAUUAGUCAAUUUACUGGCUAUCGUUUUAGUAUCGACGGGCACGAUAUUCGAUGAUUGUUGGUUAGUUCGUGUUAUUGACCGUCAGAGAACACUGGAUGGAGUGCGAGAAGGAUAGCAUUAGCAGUGCGCGCUGCUGCUGCCAGCAGUAAAAUGGAGCUGCUACGCUCGGAGGAUGAUGCAGGCGGCCCCUGAUCGACUCGUCGCCCCGAAUCCAAACUCAAGAUUCAUGCAGAACUCCACAAGAAUGGAGCGAGAUGUGUCGUCGGAGUCGAGUCUCGCUGCAGAGCUCUACUUCCUCAUCGUGAAAUUCCUGGCGCAGGGCCCUUGUCGUGCCGUCGCUGACGUGCUUAAAGAAGAAUUGGAGCGAGCCAAGAUCCUGCCACAGAGAUUGGAUUGGCUUGGUAACCAGCAUGGUCAAAGUUUUGCAGAAUUGGAAAGGAAAUACUCUCACAUAGGCUCGAAUCACUUGCUGCAAAUAUGCGCUCGAAUAGGUCCGGUUUUAGAAAAAGAGGUGCCUCCAUGUGUAGCAGGAGCUAUUUCUUUGCUUGGUGCGGGAAGACAAUCCUUGUUGCGCACAAAAGAAGACAUGCAGCGAUUCUUUCGGACAAUCACCGAUUACACAACGAGGAAUGGAGGAAAACCACUUCUAAAUCCAUCAGGACAUUUUCCAGUGUUGAAUAUAUUAAAAGUGCUUCAAGGCCGAGAAAACUCCGGACCGAUGAGUCGUCGCGAAGUCGUCUCCACCUUGUUUUACAGCAAAAUGCAGCUCUAUCGUCACACGUUGGGCCACCUCUCGGCAGUUUAUUGUGUACUGUUCGAUCGUACAGGAAAGUAUAUUAUUACUGGUGCCGAUGACCUACUUGUGAAAGUUUGGAGUUCGACUGACGGCCGAUUGCUCGCUACUUUCCGCGGUGCCUCUUCCGAAAUUAUGGACAUUGCUGUGAACUUUGAUAAUACUUUGCUGGCUGCUGGUAGUCUGGAUAAAAUCAUCAGAGUUUGGUGUUUUCAAACUAUGUCACCGAUUGCUGUGUUGUCAGGUCAUACGGGAAUGAUCACCUCUGUGAAUUUUUGUCCAAUUUCAUGUAAAGGAAUUAAUUAUUUAGUAUCGACGAGUAGUGACGGUUCCGUUGCGUUUUGGUCACACGCGAGAGAAGGCAUCGAAAGAGUAUUGUUUCAACCUAAACCAAUUCAAUACCAUGAGAAAAUGCGGCCAGGUCAAGCGCAAAUGAUUUGUGCCUCGUUCAGUCCCGGUGGUGCAUUCAUGGCCGCUGGUUCGGCCGAUCAUCAUGUACGUGUCUACAUGAUGCUUGGCGACGAGGGACCGAAACGUGUACUCGAAGUCGAAGCACACAGUGAUACUGUCGACAGUAUACAAUGGGCUCACAGUGGAUUGAGGUUUAUCUCAGGUUCCAAGGACGGCACGGCAAACGUCUGGAAUUUCGAGCAGCAGCAAUGGCAGCAUAAUGUAUUGGUUAUGCAUACCAAGUUAGCAGGUGAACCAUUAACAGAUGAAGAUAGCAACAAGAAAAUGAAAGUGACAAUGGUAUGCUGGGACGUGAGUGACGAGUGGGUAGUGACAGCAGUGAACGACAGUUCGUUGAAAGUAUGGAACUCGAAGACCGCCGAGCUUGUAAAAGUGCUACGUGGUCACAAAGAUGAAGUGUUCGUUUUGGAGUCUCAUCCUAUUGAUCCAAGAGUUAUACUGAGUGCUGGCCAUGAUGGUCAACUUAUUAUUUGGGAUGUGCUCAAUACCGAACCAAUUGCGUGCUUUCAAAACUUCAUCGAAGGUCAAGGCAAUGGUGCUGUAUACGAUGCUAAGUGGUCGGCGGAUGGUACCAAAAUUGCAGCUACAGAUUCACACGGGCAUUUGAUGAUGUAUGGAUUUGGUUCUGGCGUUGAACGGUUGAAAAUUAUACCGAAAGAAUUAUUUUUCCACACUGACUACCGGCCUUUAAUAAGAGAUGCCAAUAAUUAUGUGCUAGAUGAACAAACGCAAACGGCACCACAUCUGAUGCCACCGCCUUUUCUCGUCGACGUCGACGGUAAUCCUUACCCACCCGCUUUACAAAGACUAGUACCUGGUAGAGAAAACUGUCGAGGUGAGCAAUUGGUUCCAAAUAUCGCUGUUGGUGCCAGUGGGCAGCAAGAGAUAAUCGAGGGAUUGCCAGAAGAUGGGCAGCAACCACGUUCGAAUAUUGACAGGCUGAUCGAAGACUUGGCCCAGCGUCAGAGAUUACAUGGCGAAAAUAAUGAUCAUCAAUACGCUGACCAGCAAUUGGAAGAAGAACAUCCAGCUCGUCAAGUUGCUAGUCCACGAGGUAGUAGACCUGGUUUACGUCGUGUCGGUGAUGUUGAGGGCGUGAGACAAAGUAGCGGUAAUUGGCAAAGAGACAAUACGACACCGUGGAACAAACCUAUUCUUGCAAGGCCAAUUAAUCCAGCAGUAUUACAUACUGUUUAUCGCCAAUUAAAUGCAACGGCUGAGGCGGAAAUGGAUUGUUAUAAACGUGAAAUGAAAAGACGACCGCAAGAAGUUUCCACUGCCACUACGCCUGACCAAAGCAGAUCUCAAACUCGCAAGAAAAAUCAAGCUCGACACGGUUAUAGAACCAGAGCUACUCGAGGCGAAGAACAAGAGGAAGAUGAGGAUUUUGAGAACGAAGAAAGCUCCGGAACCAGCAAUGAAUCAUCUUCCAACGAGGAAGAACUUUGUUCAGAUAGCUCAACAUCUGACAGCAGUACCGAAUACUCAGACUGGAUAGCAGAUACUGGUGUUAAUUUAGAGCCGCCUAAGCGAAGUAAACGAAAACCUGUUCAGAAGAGGCCACCCCCUGCUGCCUCAGCUGCUAGAGCUGUUACUCCCAGUAGUGAUCCAGAAAGGAGGAGAAGUCAACGACCAAAGAAGAAAACGGUGCCCACAUUGCCAGAAUCAAGCUCGGAGAUCACUGAAGUACCUGAAAUUUAUCGUCCAUCGGAUUGGCUCAGCGAAGUUAUUCCAAGAAAAGCACCUUACUAUCCGCAGAUGGGCGAUGAGAUUGUUUAUUUCCGACAGGGUCACAAGAGGUACUUGGACGCUGUUAGAGCCAAAAAGAUUUACGAAGUUACUCGAGUUUCCGAACCUUGGGCCAAAUUAGAUCUCAAAGCACAAGAGUUCGUUAAAGUCAUAGGGAUAAAAUACGUUAUCCGUCCACCAAGAUUGUGUUGUCUGAAACUUGCGCAGAUGAGCGAGGACGGUCGGAUGACAGGCAAAACGUUCACGAUCAAGUAUCACGAUAUGCCGGAUGUAUUGGAUUUCUUGGUAUUACGUCAAACUUACGACAUUGCGAUCGAAAGAAAUUGGGAAAACGGUCAUAGAUUCAGGUGUAUGAUCGAUGAUGGAUGGUGGAUGGGAACAAUUGUUUCGGUACAGCCUCUUGAUGAAGAAUUUCCCGACUCAUACUUCAUGUGCUUCAAUAUCAAAUGGGACAGCGGAGAGACUGAGUUUAUGAGUCCUUGGGAUCUUGAGCCUAUUAACGAAGCUAGACUACCAACAAAAGCCGGUGGUUCGGUACCAGUUCUACCCGAAGAGAUUCAAGAAACUCUUUAUCAACCGCAACAUGAAGAAUGGCCAAUGGGCGAUCGAGACACUGCGUGCAAUCGUAUCAUCCAAGGUCUCGAUCAAGUGAUGACUUUGGCCAUCGCCGAACCAUUUAUCGCACCAGUAGAUUUGAACGUAUAUCCGACUUAUGCCUUCGUAGUUGAAUAUCUGAUCGACCUGUCUACCAUUAAAGCUCGUUUCGAGAAUCGAUUCUACAGGAGAAUUACAUCCGCGCAGUUUGAUGUGAGAUAUCUUGCGGCUAAUGCUGAAACCUUCAACGAGCCACACAGUCAGAUUAUUAAACAAGCAAGGAUAGUCACAGAUAUCUGUUUAAAAAUUAUCAAAGAUGUCACUCAGCACGAUGUUCUGGCGUUAUAUCACGAGAUUGCCGAUAUCUACCAUUCGUCGUCUGACACGGAUGUUGAUGUGGAAGAUAUUAACAGACCGUCGACAAGCUCUCAAAGACCAACAAGAACGGCUGCAUUAAAAAACAUUAACGUUGUACCGAUAAUGAGCCAAGACUGGCGAAUUCCCUGCAAGCAACUGCUAGAUUUAUUAUGGCAGUGUGAAGAUUCGAUACCGUUCAGAGAGCCCGUUGAUACUUUGGAACAUCCGGAAUAUCAUCAAGUUAUAGACACGCCAAUGGAUUUGGGAACUGUAAAAGAAGAUUUAUUAGGAGGCAACUAUGAUUCGCCCGUGGAAUUUGCCAAAGAUAUGAAAUUAAUAUUCACAAACAGUAAAAAUUUUAAUACUAAUCAGCGUUCGAAGAUUUACUCCAUGACGGUGCGAUUAUCGGCUAUGUUCGAAGAACAUAUGAAAAAAAUACUGAAUAGAUGGAAAUCAGCUUCGCGUGCCAAAGAUCGAAAUGCUAUUAAAAGUAGAAAUAAAAGUAAACGUAAAACGAGAAGCAACAAGGGAUCACCUACGAAGAAUCAAAUGACAAAUGGAGCAGGUCCAUCUAAGAGAAAAAGAGAUAGCAGCGAUGAAGAUGAAGAAGAUGUUGAUGUUGAGGACGAUCAUAUGGAGGACGAGGAAGAAGAGGAGGAAGCACAGCCAGGGCCCUCAACUCUUACCAACGGUCACUCGCAACGCUUUGCCAGGGCAUCCAAAAAUCGACCGUCUUUACGACCUCGUAAUGUCAAUGGCAAAUCAAAACUUAAACAUUUCCAUUGCGAUAACGAUGACGAUGAUGACGACGAUGACGACGUGGACAGUGGAUCAUCAAGUUCAAGUGAAAGCGAUUAUAAUGAAAAAAAUACACGCAUGAGACGCACAAGAACACGACAACCGAAGACUACAAUGACGAAUGGCCAUAAUGAUAGCGACUCUGGAGACGACUAUGAGCCAAGUGCAAAGGGCAAGCAAACAAAAAAUCAUAGGGCAAAGAAUAGUAUGAAAACAAGACCAAUGAGAACACCAGAGAAAAAGUAUAUUGUAGAUGAUGAUGACGAGGAAGAAGAGGAGGAAGUGAUUGAGCAUGACGAGGACGAGGACGAAGAAAGUGAGGAGAGCGUAGAAAUUGGGCAGAGAUACACCCGUAUGACAAGGCAUAUACCAAAUUCUACUCGGAAUAAUAUCCAAGAUUCGAGUGACGAAGAAGAAGAAGGAGAUGAACAGGAAGAAGACAAUCACGGUGAAAUUCCGCAGAAUAACCACCAAAUGCAAGUAAAUGAAGAUGAAGAAGAUGAAGAAGAUGAAGAAGAAGAAGAAGAAGAAGAAGAUGAAGAUGAAGAUCAGGAACCUACUGCCGAAAUGAAAAAUGAUGAUGAUUACGUAGAUGAGGAAAUGCAAGAGAACGGCGAUAGUGAUGACGAAUCAGAGAAUAACCAAGUGCUGAGCAACUGUAACUAUACUCGUACAAGUACUAUCCAGACGCGUAAAACUCGCAUCGUUUCUCGUGACUCCGAUAGUAGUGGCCCGGUGAAACGUCUUCGUCGCACUGGUGUCAAACGCAUGCGUUACAACGAUGAUAGCGAGGACGAUGACGAUGAUGAAGAUGAUGAAGAUGCACCAAUUAAAACUCGUCGGAUUGUCAAAAGGCCAUACUACGGUGAAGAUGGAAGCGAUGACGAUGGUGGUAGAAAUGAUCCUACUCGAGGAAUUAGUGUAAGUAGUCGUGGCAGAGUGAGGAAAAUGACUCCAAAAGCUAUGUCUGCACUACGGUAAUGAUAGACUUGUACAUAGAGAAAAAAGUGUGAGUUACCGAGAUCUUUAGUUUUUACAAACAAGGGUGUGUCAUUUCUAAUACAUAACGUAAAUGUGUUUGAUCUAGAAGAUGCUACUUUUGCUUUUUUCUUUUUCGUUCAUCAACUGAUAGAAAUUUAAGUAGAUUUAAGUAGUUUAUAAAUUUUUUUUGUUUGCAAGUGUAGGCAUAAUCAUUUACGACGUGAAACAAGCGAUAUGAAUGUAACUAUUUUUAAAUUUAAAUACUUAGUGAUUGAAUGAAUGAAUGAUUUGCACAGCUACGUGAAAGUGCAUAGCACUAAAAUAUAAAGUGUAAUUUUUUAUUCUUGAUAAUAUAUGGAAUAAACCGAAACAAUAAGCGGAAUUCUUCGAUUUUAUUCUAGGAUCAUGCUCAAAUAAGGUCAAUGAAUAAAAUUUUUCGUAAUACGAAACGAAUAGUGCAAACUAGAUGAAAUUAACAAUGAUUAUAAGAAUGAUUACACAACUAAAAAAAAUAAAAUUACUGUUUACACGAUGCUGGAAAAAUGUUUGAAUAUUUUACAGAUGGAUUGCCAAGUAUUGCCUAUUUUCUUAAACUUAAUUAGUUCUUUUCAUAGAAAUAUCGAUCUUGACACGUAUGUGACAAUCUGAAUAUUGAUAAUUGCUCGUUUCUGCUUUUGUUUAUUUAAUAGACCUACGAUAAGAGCAAUGCUAUGUAGUAGGAUAUUUAUUUAUUAAUAGAGCAAAAAUUUUUUAUAAAUUUCAAUCGAAUAAAAAUGUCUGUACAGUACUUACUAUACCCCCUGGAGAACGAACGCAAUAAAAUCGUUCUUAGCGUCAGCUUAAUGACUGUGCCUUUGAUCAACAUUGAAAAUGCAAUGGCACUUGUUUAUUGUCGUGUAAUAUUUGUAUAAAAAAAAGAAAAGAUUUUGACUACUGAAACGAAUUAAUUUUUCUCAUGAAAACUGCCAUUCAAGUUGUUAAAUAUCGAAUACACCAAACAACAUUGAUUAAUUUUUUUAUUUCACGACAUUGCUCGUUAAGAUUAAAAUCUCAAGAUAAUGACUGUGUAGCCAAUGAGAUAGAGAUAUAGAUUUUUUCUUUUCAUUUUUCAAACCCGACUGUUCAAAAUUGUACUACGAGUGAAAGAAGUUUAUUAAUGUUUGCGCAAUUAAUCGAAGUCUCUACUGUUUUAAGCCAUUGUGAUAUUAGCUUAAGAAGGUAUAAAUAAUGAUUGUAAUAUUGACAAACAAAAAAUUAUGGGUUAGCAAUGGUUAUUUUUUUAACAAAAACGUUAAUGUCAUAUCAAUUAAAAUGAAAAAUAGCUUAAAGUACUCGA
Molecule: messenger RNA, 7917 nt
Organism: Phymastichus coffea
Lineage: Eukaryota; Metazoa; Arthropoda; Insecta; Hymenoptera; Eulophidae
Gene: BRWD3
Product: PH-interacting protein
Exons: 23
Coding region: 1011-6581 (1856 amino acids)
Biological process (GO): cytoskeleton organization; regulation of cell shape; regulation of transcription by RNA polymerase II
Cellular component (GO): nucleus
Molecular function (GO): protein binding
Source: RefSeq, a predicted model, not a curated record